GUAUUCAGGAAGGAACGCAGUGUACCAAAUGUAAAAAUAACUGGGCACUGAAGUUUUCUAUCAUAUUAUUAUACAUUUUGUGUGCCUUGCUAACAAUCACAGUAGCCAUUUUGGGAUAUAAAGUUGUAGAAAAAAUGGACAAUGUUACAGGUGGCAUGGAGACAUCUCGUCAAACCUAUGACAACAAGCUCACAGCAGUGGAAAGUGACCUGAAAAAAUUAGGGGACCAAACUGGGAAGAAAGCUAUAAGUACCAACUCAGAGCUCUCCACCUUCAGAUCAGACAUUCUGGAUCUUCGUCAGCAACUUCAUGAGAUUACAGAAAAAACCAGCAAGAACAAAGAUACACUGGAGAAGUUACAGGCAAGUGGGGAUGCACUGGUGGACAGGCAGAGUCAACUGAAAGAAACUCUGGAGAAUAACUCUUUUCUCAUCACCACCGUAAACAAAACCCUCCAGGCAUAUAAUGGUUAUGUCACCAAUCUGCAACAAGAUACUAGUGUGCUCCAGGGAAACCUACAAAACCAAAUGUAUUCUCACAAUGUGGUCAUUAUGAACCUCAAUAACCUAAACCUGACCCAGGUGCAGCAGAGGAAUCUCAUCACUAAUCUGCAGCGGUCUGUAGAUGACACAAGCCAGGCUAUCCAGAGAAUCAAGAACGACUUCCAAAAUCUGCAACAGGUUUUUCUUCAAGCCAAGAAGGACACCGAUUGGCUGAAGGAGAAAGUGCAGAGCUUGCAGACACUGGCUGCCAACAAUUCUGCCUUGGCCAAAGCCAACAACGACACCCUGGAGGAUAUGAACAGCCAACUCAACUCAUUCACAGGUCAGAUGGACAACAUCACCACUAUCUCACAAGCCAAUGAGCAGAACCUGAAAGACCUUCAGGACUUACACAAGGAUGCAGAAAAUAGAACAGCCAUCAAGUUCAGCCAACUGGAGGAACGCUUUCAGGUGUUUGAGACAGAUAUUGUGAACAUCAUUAGUAACAUUAGUUACACAGCCCACCACCUGCGGACGCUGACCAGCAAUCUGAAUGAAGUCAGGACCACUUGCACAGAUACCCUAACCAAACACACGGAUGAUUUGACCUCCUUGAAUAAUACACUGGCCAACAUCCGUUUGGAUUCUGUUUCUCUCAGGAUGCAACAAGAUAUGAUGAGGUCAAGGUUAGAUACCGAAGUGGCCAACUUAUCAGUAAUUAUGGAAGAAAUGAAACUGGUGGAUUCCAAGCAUGGUCAGCUCAUCAAGAAUUUCACAAUACUGCAAGGUCCUCCUGGCCCCAGAGGUCCAAAAGGUGACAGAGGAUCCCAAGGACCCCCUGGUCCAACUGGCAACAAAGGACAGAAAGGAGAGAAAGGGGAGCCUGGUCCACCAGGCCCUGCUGGUGAAAGAGGCCCAAUUGGACCAGUUGGCCCCCCUGGAGAGCGUGGCGGCAAAGGCUCCAAAGGCUCACAGGGCCCCAAAGGCUCUCGUGGAUCCCCUGGGAAGCCUGGCCCUCAGGGCCCCAAUGGGGACCCAGGCCCCCCGGGCCCACCGGGCAAAGAUGGGCUCCCUGGCCCCCAGGGCCCUCCUGGCUUCCAGGGACUGCAAGGCACUGUUGGAGAGCCUGGGGUGCCUGGACCACGGGGACUGCCAGGCCUACCAGGGGUGCCUGGUAUGCCAGGACCUAAAGGACCCCCGGGCCCCCCAGGCCCAUCAGGGGCAGUGGUGCCCCUGGCCCUGCAGUACGAGCCGACCUCAGCACCAGAGGCCAAUGGCUGUCCACCUCACUGGAAGAACUUCACAGACAAAUGCUACUAUUUUUCGGUUGAGAGAGAAAUAUUUGAGGAUGCAAAACUUUUCUGUGAAGACAAAUCUUCACAUCUCGUUUUCAUAAAUACGAAAGAGGAACAGCAAUGGAUAAAAAAGCAGAUGGCAGGGAGAGAUAGCCACUGGAUCGGCCUCACAGAUUUGGAGCAGGAAAAUGAAUGGAAGUGGCUGGAUGGGACAUCUCCAGACUAUAAAAAUUGGAAAGCUGGACAGCCAGAUAACUGGGGUCAUGGGCAUGGGCCAGGAGAAGACUGUGCCGGAUUGAUUUAUGCUGGGCAAUGGAACGAUUUCCAGUGUGAAGACAUCAAUAACUUCAUUUGUGAAAAGGACAGGGAGACAGUACUAUCAUCUGCAUUAUAAUGGACUGUCAUGGAGUAACACCAGCACAUUUUCAGACGGCUCUCAAAAGCAAAGGACAAUCCCUUCUGAUUUUAUGAACUUCUCACCAGACUGGGGGGAAAAAAAGCACUGGAACCAAUUACUUAAACAAAUUGGCAGUUAGUGUGUUUUUUUUUUAAUCAUCCAUCACUACCCAAGGACUUGGGAACUAAAAUGUUCCCUCAGUGUGAUAUGUUGAUUUUCAGUAUGCAUAUGGACUAAAUCACAUCAGUUUUUCUCAACCAGUAACCAUGUAAUUAUGCAAAUUAUAUCUUCCAAAAUGUGGAGUGCUCCAACCAGGGGGGGAAAAACUGUCAUUGGUUGUUGAGCUAUAGGAAGAACUUAAAUAUAUACUGUGUAAACAGUACCUUACAUUUCUAAAAUCCUAAAUGUAGGAAAAAAUAUGCAGAUAUACAGAUAUAUAGGCCAACUCUUAGUAAUAAUAUGAAAUAUACUUACAGAGCUUUUAAAACUUUGUAUUUUUGUACAAAAUAUUUGCCUUUUACAAUUUUCUUUUUUUUUUUUUUUGGUCAUUUUACCAAUAUAAUACAUGGAGCCAAAGAAAACAAUAAUGGUACUAAUAAGAACUUAUAGGGUUUCUUGUCAGAUUUAAUUCUACCCAGUGGCAAAAAAUUUCUCAGUUGUGGUUUUUAAAAAGCAAUUAAAUAUACUUGUGUGUAUAUAUAUAUAUAUUUGAUGGAUCAUUUCCUCUGAGGAGUCAAUCAUUUGAAAUGUUUAGAAAUUUCCUUGCAGAUUUUGCCAGUGUAGAUCAAGCCUGAGCACAUACAUGUCUCAGGUGGGCUGUGCCUUGAGCCCAUUACUAACCAAUACUCUUGAUGUGUGCCUGGCUAGCCCAGAGGUAGGGGUCAACUCAGGAUUUUGGUGGAGUCAGGGAGUGGAGAGACAUCUGAUGGGAAAGGUGGAAGACUUGAAUCUGGCUGUCUGAGAAGUUCUGCUUUAUGGCUGAGACAUGAAUAUCCUUAAUAUCAGAUCCAUACCAGAGCUGAUCUUAAUUGUCAGGGCAGUAUGGUGUCAUAUCAGCCAGAGGCAGAGAUGCUAGAAAGACAGAAGCCAGCUUGUGCUACCCAGAAAAUUUCUCUCUUUAAGUCAGGUUGUAGAAACAUAACUCAGAGGCACAUGCGUGAUGAAAUUCAAGAAUAAGCUUUUGGCAGCCAUGUUGAACUCGUAAGAACUUUUCCUUUAAAAUCACCUUCCAUCCACUCCCUGGCUUGCCAUUGGAAAAGUCUAACAUGUAAAGUGUUGAUAUUAGGCAUGAAAUGUAACUGACGCUCAAAGGUAAGAUUUCCAUCCAACAGAUUCCCUCUCCUCCUUUCCCAAGUGUCUUCCCAGGCAGUGCUGCUACCUAUUCCAAAUAAAAUGAUAAAAGAAUAAACACAGAAUUUGACUUUUA
Tupaia belangeri chinensis (Chinese tree shrew) is the source of this 3600-nucleotide messenger RNA. RefSeq names its product collectin subfamily member 12 (gene COLEC12). NCBI's taxonomy places the organism in Eukaryota, Metazoa, Chordata, Mammalia, Scandentia, Tupaiidae. The record is from RefSeq and is a predicted model, not a curated record.